Messenger RNA from Sus scrofa (pig), 1299 nucleotides. NCBI's taxonomy places the organism in Eukaryota, Metazoa, Chordata, Mammalia, Artiodactyla, Suidae. The record is from RefSeq and is a predicted model, not a curated record.
CCCAAGUGUCUGUACCAUCGGUUCAAAUACCACCGAACCUGAGCCUCAGCCACCACAGGGCCCUGAGCGUUUUCCAGGCAUCUGAUGAAUCGACCUCCAGAGCUGGAUAUUCUCUGAUGGGUCCUCAGUGAAGACCACUGCCAUGCAAGAGACAGAGACCCAAACGACAUUCUGGACGACCUCACCCACCACAUCCCUGUCCUCAGGCCUGGACUCCCCAAACAUCCUGGUUCUGAUCCAAAUCCUGAGACUCUUCCGCGUGCUGCAGCUGCUCUCCACCUGUGUGGCCUUCUCCAUGGAGGCCAGCACAGGCACUUGGAUAGGUGGCAUAGGUAGCUGGUCCCUGUUCAUCUGGUGCUUCUGCUUUGUCGUGACCCUCAUCAUCCUCAUAGUCGAGUUCUGCGAGCUCCAGUCCCGCAUCCCCUUCUACUGGUACAAUUUUCCCAUCAAUUACGCCUGCCAUGCGGCCCUCUUCUGUCUCUUGGCCUCCAUCAUCUACUCCACCACCUACGUCCACCUCUUGCCUCCUGGCCCCACCCGGGACCAAGCCAUCACUGCCAGUGCGUUCUCCUGCAUCGCUGCCGUGGCUUAUGUCACCGAAGUGGUCUGGAUCUGGGCUUGUUACCUGCCUGGUGAGUUCACUGGCUUUACGACUGUGCCAAUGCUGUUGAAGGGGCUGGAGAACUUAGUGGCCUGUGUCAUCUUCGCCUUCAUCAGCAGUCCCUACCUGUACCAGCACCAGCCGGCCCUGGUGUGGUGUGUGGCCGUGUAUGCCAUCUGCUUCCUUCUGGAUAUUGUGGCCCUCCUUCAGGGCCUGGUGGACUGUGACAAUAGACUGCCCUUCUUCUCCAUUUUGCUGUUGGUAAUGAAUCUGCUCUCCGUCCUCCUCUACGCCAGCGCUCUAGUCCUCUGGCCUCUCUACCAGUUCGAAGAGAAGUUGGGAGGCCAACCCCAGCGGUCCAGUGAUGCCGGCUGCAGAGAUGAGGUCACCUACCUUAUGUGCACUUGGGACCAGCGACUGGCUGUGGCCGUCCUGACAGCCAUCAACCUGCUGAUUUAUGUGGCUGACCUGGUGUACUGGUCCCGCAUGGUUUUUGUCAUCAUUAAGGAUCUGCCCCAGGGCUCCUGAUUCCCUCUUCUCACUAGAGACUUCUUUACCAAGUCUGAUGUCCCCUGAUGUCCUCCUCCUGGACCCCCUCUCUGCCCUCUCACAUCCUUCCUCAUUCAUCUUACUCUCUUGUCUGUUUCCUUCCUUCUUCUCUGUCUUCCUUCCUUUUUUCUCUGGUUUCCCACAUUCUG